Monascus purpureus is the source of this 1053-nucleotide messenger RNA. The record is from the annotation of a GenBank genome assembly. Lineage: Eukaryota; Fungi; Ascomycota; Eurotiomycetes; Eurotiales; Aspergillaceae.
AUGUCCGGGAAAUACUCCAACCCGGAAUGGGCCUCCAUCGAACCCAUCCCGUUCGACGACGGGUCGGGUUCUGGAAUUGCUCCGCUGGCGACGAUCGCGUAUUCCAAGGAUUACUUGGAGGCGACGUCUUACUUGCGUGCCGUUAUGGCUGUGAAUGAGAUGUCGGAGCGGGCGUUGAAGUUGACUGAGGAUGUGAUCUCGAUGAAUCCGGCGCAUUACACCGUGUGGAUCUACCGUGCAAAGAUCUUAUUUGCCCUUAACAAGGACCUGACCGAGGAGAUUACCUGGUUGAAUAAAAUCUCUCUGAAAUUUCUCAAGAAUUAUCAGAUAUGGCACCACCGCCAAGUCCUCAUGUCCUCAAAAUCACACUUCCCAACUCUCCCACCCAAGGAACUCGACUUCCUCAUGGAGAUGUUCGCACUGGACUCCAAAAACUACCACGUCUGGACCUACAGACACUGGCUGGUUCGACACUUCAAACUAUGGGACCACCCGCGAGAGCUCGAGGACGUCGAAUCCCUCCUCACAGCCGACGUCCGGAACAACUCCGCUUGGAAUCACCGGUUCGUCCUGCGCUUCGGACCCCGCGGCGAGGACGAGCCUGACGCCGGCAUGCCGAACGGGCAGGCCCCGCCUGAAGAGAAAGGAAAACUCGCCGUCGUCGACGAGGACCUGGUAGAUUCCGAACUCGAGUAUGUGAAGGGUAAGAUUGCUCUGGCGCCGGAGAAUAGGAGUCCCUGGGCGUAUGCGCGGGGAGUAUUUCGGGCUGCGGGACGGCCUUUGUCUGAGUGGAAGGGUUUCGUUGGUAAGUUUAUUACAGAUGUCAUGUCGGAGGAUGGGCCGGUUAGUGUUGAGGUGAAGAGUAGCCAUGCCGUUGAGUGGUUGGCGGAUGUAUAUGUUGAGGAAGUCCAGGCCUCUGGUAAUGAAGGGAGAGACGAGGCAGUGCGCAUGUUUACUCUCUUGAAGGAGAAGUAUGAUCCCAUUCGAAAGAAUUACUGGGAUUACAGGAUUCGCAUGGUUAUUGGCCAGCCUGAGGUUUCUGCGGCUGCAUGA